AUGUCUCAGCCAGCCUCGCCAUAUCCCACCCAAUCAUCCUUCUACUCAACGCCUCCAAUAAUGAACCCAUCCAUCAAUCCCGACACCCCUCCCCCUCCACCCCCUAAACCCAGCAGUCAUGAAGCCAGCCGAGGAGGCACCCCCCAAAACAGAUCCUCAAUGUCAACGCCCCUGCAAGCACAGCCUGGGCACCGGCCCGAUCCCCCGGCUUCGAGCAUCCAAGCCCAAUACCAAAUCACUUCUCCAUCAGCCCCUCUUCCAGCACCUCCUUCCAUCGAAGAGGGCUGGUUACCAGACAUCGUGAAGGACAAAUCAACGAUCGAUCUCCAAUCAAUUCUCAAAGACCCAACGCUCCUCUCCGCCCUCUCGGCCCGACACCCUUCCCACACAACCCGCCAACAGAACCUUGAGUCCCUCAUCCAAGUAAACAAAGACCUUGCAACCCGCCUCAUCGACCUCCAGAACCACGUGUCGGACCUGCACGCCCAGACGGAGACUAUGCUUAUGACCCAUCAAUCCCUUGAAGUGUCAUGGCGCAAGAAGCAGACCGAAAUGGAUGCCGCGCUGGCGCCGUGGUCACCCAAGGCGCUGUACCAGCGGCUCAGCGCGGCCAUCGUGGAGCAGGAGGCGGUUUGCCAGGCGGUGGAGGAGAGCUUUCUUGAUGGGAAUCAUCAAGGGCGGGCGACGGAGAAGGAGAUUACGGAUUGGGUGCGGCGGGUUAGGGCCGAAGCGGCCAAGUUGGCGGCGAGGAAGGAGGCGAAGGCGCGCUGGGACGAGGGGAGGGUUGGAGGGUGGCGUUGA
Penicillium canariense is the source of this 801-nucleotide messenger RNA. Its product is annotated as vacuolar protein sorting family 37 protein. Gene Ontology annotation, biological process: protein targeting to membrane; ubiquitin-dependent protein catabolic process via the multivesicular body sorting pathway; protein targeting to vacuole. Gene Ontology annotation, cellular component: ESCRT I complex. Bases 1 to 801 code for a protein of 266 amino acids. The record is from RefSeq and is a predicted model, not a curated record. The transcript has 2 exons. NCBI's taxonomy places the organism in Eukaryota, Fungi, Ascomycota, Eurotiomycetes, Eurotiales, Aspergillaceae.